Molecule: messenger RNA, 3490 nt
Organism: Anas platyrhynchos (mallard)
Lineage: Eukaryota; Metazoa; Chordata; Aves; Anseriformes; Anatidae
Gene: BTG2
Product: BTG anti-proliferation factor 2
Biological process (GO): negative regulation of cell population proliferation
Cellular component (GO): nucleus; cytoplasm
Source: RefSeq, a predicted model, not a curated record
GACCAGCCGGGACCCCCCCCCCCCCCCGGGCCGAACCGGGACCCUCCGAGCCGAGCCGGGACCCCCCCGAACAGGGCCCAUCCGAGCCGAACCGGGCUGAUCUGAGCCGAACCGGGUCCCCCCGGGUUGAUCUGAGCCGAACCGAGCCGUACCGGGACCCCGGACCCCCCCCCCCCCUUUUUUAACCGCACAGCCAUGAGCCCCCGGCGCGGCCCCCCCCGGCCCGAGAUGCUGCCCGAGAUCGCCGCCGCCGUCGGUUUCGUCUCCGGUCUCCUGCGGACCCGGGGCUGUGUCAGCGAGCAGCAGCUGCAGGUCUUCAGCGGGGCGCUGCGGGAGGCGCUGGCAGAGCACUACAAACACCACUGGUUUCCCGAGAAACCCUUCAAAGGCUCCGGCUACCGCUGCAUCCGCAUCAACCACAAAAUGGACCCCAUUAUCAGCAAGGCAGCGAGCCAGAUCGGACUCAGCCUCCCGCAGCUCUACCAGCUCCUGCCCAGCGAGCUCACGCUCUGGGUGGACCCCUACGAGGUCUCGUACCGCAUCGGGGAGGACGGCUCCAUCUGCGUCUUGUACGAGGCGACCGCCACGAAACCCGGGAGCUCCUACGGGAUGCUCACCUGUAAGAACCAGAUGAUGUUCGGUCGCACCAGCCCUUCCAAAAACUACAUCAUGACUGUCUCCAGCUAAAUACUCCUCAUGUCCUUACACUGCCAAGACCCGGGCUACUGUAUACCUCACCUGAGGAUCUAUUUUUAAAAUGAAGAGCUAUUUAUAUUUUUUAAGAAAAUCCAAGAAAAUCCAAAAUUAAAAUAUUGGGCACUGCUUCAGACAGGAGCAGUGUUUUCGGUGCCUUUUUUAAAGCUGUUGCAAGCUUAUGAGUUUUUAUUAUGAAGCCGAUAUCUACCUAAUUAGUGUUGGAUGGCAAUUGCAGUAGGCUGGCUCGCUCACUUGGGCAGCUCGGAAUGGAGGAAGAGGGGGAAGAGGCAGGCUGGGACGUGUGGCUGGUGGGGGGAGAUGUCACCCCCCCGUCCUGGUUCCUAGCAGCGUUGUCACCAAGUGUUGCGAUGCUGUUUGGGAAGGGACAAAGGGGGAGUUGUCAUCUUUCCUUCACCAGUUUCACUUCCCAGCUCGGCUGAUCUCUGGGUGCCUGGAUAAAUUGUGCAGGGGAACCUUGCCCUGAGGGCUGGGUGAUGCUGGGGGCCCUGGGACCUCUCCUGCUCUGGCUUUUUUGGACCUACCAACUCUGAGUGCUGCAGCUCUGGGCUGCCCCCCCUGGAGCACAAAGCAAGGGGCAGCGCAUGGCUGGUCUCCAACCCCUCCAUCUCCUGCCUGCUGCUGGGCUGAGGGGGCCCUGGGGGUGUCCUCGCCACGGGAAACACCCGAGGCAGAGAUGCGGUGGCUGGGGAAGCACCAGCCUGUGCCGUGGAGGUCCCCAGGAUGAAUUUUGCAGGCGCUGUGGUGGCACCGGAGUGCUCCUUGUUCCUGGUGCUCCCCAGUACCUGGCUGUCACCACAGCUUUCUGCACAGGCAGGGUGCUCCAGACCCUGAAAUCAGCUCUGAAUUACAAGGCCUGCCCGCUCUGGAGGGCUCAAACAUCCAGCCCGUGGCCUCUUGCGUAUAAAAAUUGCCUAAUCUGGUGCUGACGACCUGCUGCGUCACUUCUCCGGAAGAGCUGAAGCAACUUGCCUUGUGCCCUAGAGGUUGGUGUUGGAUCCUCUUUUGCCUUCUCUCCUAAAAUCCCAAAGUAUCGGGGAUCUCCGCCCCCUGUGCUUGCUGCAGUUCUGAGGCUGGGGUGCUCAGGUGCUUUGGGGUCAGUUUUGCUUUUAAAUUCUCCCCUCCUCUCCCUUCUCUUCCUCCCCUGGGUGCUCAGCAAGAGGCUGACCCCGGGAGCUGGCUCAACUGAGACCUCGCUGGGGGCACCGCCUGGUUCCGACCUCCUGGUCCAAAACCGUUUUGCACAACUCAUGCCUGGUCCUGGGCUUUGCCCCUUCAAGCAGAGCUUGUGAAAUCCCCGUGGUACUUGUCUUCAGGGAGAUUUCCUGAGCUUUGUUUGAGGUUUGGCCCUUAAACUGCUCCAGCUCCCUCAGGUUGGGUGGGAACCAGCGGUGCUGCCCCAAAAACUCUACCUGCCUGCUGGGGAAUGAGCCUUUACCGGGAUGCUCCGUGUCCCUUGCCUUUUUCCUAACCAGCUGGUGCUCCUCCAGGGAUCCUGGGAGAAGUGAUUGAAAAACCAGGGCAUUGACGUGGUUUGCUCUUAACGAAACUUUCCCCGAGCUGUUUUCGCAGCACGCUCUUUACCUUCCUCUUUUCUUGACCCAGCAGCCGACUGGCAUAACCAGAGUUGUUCUUUCCCAGCCUUUGAUGAAUCAAGUUCUCAGACAAUUGUGCAAUAUAUUUCAAAACCCUGAACGCUCUGGGAGAGGAAGGAAGCCUCCUGUCUGCCCCAGUGCUUAGCUUUGUUUUUAAUAUUAAAAAUAGCAUCGCUUCCCCGGCUCGGACUGCUUUUCAGGUGGAAAAGUAAGUUCAGAUUUCUGUAGCAGUUUCAAAUCGCAAUUUCCUGAACUGGAAAUGGUUUUCCUUGAUGGGUAACUCCCCGCUUGACAUUUUAGCAGGAUUUGUUUGUCCCUGGGCAGUUGCAGGCGGUAGCUCUGAAGUUGCAUCACUUCCCUCUGCAUCGCUCAGUCUCACAUCUCCAGAGCAGAAGCUGAAGGAGGCGCCGGGGCUUUUCCCCCGGCGACCUUGUGCAAGGGGUGACAUCACCCGGAGGGGAGCGCUGGGGAACUUCCAAAAACCAAGCUCCUUUUUCAAGGAAAAGGGAUCUGAGCUCAAGUCAUCCCUUAAAUCUGGUUUUGUGGGAAGCUCCCCAGGAGCUGCCGUGUGCUCUGCUGGUGGGAGUCCCCUGGAGGCUGCCCCUGGGGUUGUCAUUUGUCCCCAUCGCUGCAGUCGGGAGGUUUUUCCCCCUGUUUUACCCUCUUACCAGAAAAAGAGCUGGUGAGGAGCGGCAGCCCACACCAAAGGAACACACUAACCCCAGCGUGCCCCCGCUCACCAAGCAGAAAUAGCCGAGUUCUCCGUCCCCAGGUGGAGGAGUUUGGUGGUAAAGGUGUCUUGUUAGCUCCAAAGCCACCCGGAUCCGGGUGCGACCCAUUUCUCUUGUAGCUGGUUCCAUGUAAAAGCUGUGAAUUAGUGUGCUGUUGCCUUUUAUUUUUUAUUUUUUUUUGCCUACAAGCCUGAUGCUCACUUUUAGGGCCGGAUGGUGUGUGUUUUAGGAGUGUGUCUCGGGGGGGUUCCUCUCCCCGGUUAAACAAGCUGGACUGUUGAACGGGACCUGCUUUUUGUGUCUGGAAAUGGGAGCGAGUCUGUAAGCUGCGCUGGGAGGAGGGAGUGGAUGGUUUCUCAUUGUACAGUAGUGUUUUUAUAUAUGGGAUGUACAGAUCCUUCGACAGACGUAAUGCUUUUGUUACUUUAAUAAAAAUGUAGCAGUACCAGA